Molecule: messenger RNA, 967 nt
Organism: Anopheles coustani
Lineage: Eukaryota; Metazoa; Arthropoda; Insecta; Diptera; Culicidae
Product: m-AAA protease-interacting protein 1, mitochondrial
Exons: 3
Coding region: 1-852 (283 amino acids)
Biological process (GO): inner mitochondrial membrane organization; protein insertion into mitochondrial inner membrane from matrix
Cellular component (GO): mitochondrial inner membrane
Molecular function (GO): ribosome binding
Source: RefSeq, a predicted model, not a curated record
AUGUUUUUAGUGAAAAAUACGGUGAAAUUCAAGCAAUUUUCUCGAUGUUUGGGUAGUGUUGCACGUUUUCCCGUAAAUCAGGGUGCAGACAAAUUGCCAUUGGCUAGUUCUACACUAUGCGGACCGCGAUUUAUAAGCACACCACUCUGGUCUCCGGCAGCAUCCGGUGCCGGCAACGCCAUCGUAGCCCGGUGCGGGCAAUACAAAGUCCAACUCCGAUGCAUUUCGACCGAUGAGCACCAAUCGUCACAUCCGCCGAAACGGAAACGUCCUAUGCUGAUGGAUUUCCCGCAGCUGGUGUGGCCUUCGGUGAUCAAAACAGUCCGGAACUGGAUCAUGGUUCACUUCAUUAUAAGACCGUACUUCGAUCGAGAGUUUAGUCUUCCCGAUUUUGUGCAGGGAGCGAAACAGGCACUGCAGAUCGUAUCGUCUUCCUUAGCCGGAGGUGAAGUGAAACAACUCGAGGGGCUGGUGGACCGGGUAGCGCUUAACGACAUCAGACAAUCGCUUUCAAAAAUGUCCGUUGCCGAACGGUACGACAUACAGGUGGAUAAGGCGGACAUAUACUUUUCCUUCCCGUACCAAGUUGGUGUGAUGUUCGACGAGUCGGAUGACGAUAACCAGAAACGGUUCGUCGAAAUAACGAUGGUUUUUCACGUACUGAGGGGUCUGAAGGGAAUGAUCGAACGUGGCGAAUCGGUUCCUUUGAACGUUGGUGCCCUUCCAGAGUUUCGGGACAAAAUAAGCAUCUGCAACUACCGGUUUAUCAAGGAGUUUACCAAAGGCGUCGACUCAGAUUGGACUGUGAACGUUGUAAAUCACUUCAAACCGAGCGAUUACAUAGAGGAGUAAAACAAGCAAUCAACCGUCUGACCAUCGACCGCGCUGGACCAUAGCAACCUCAUUCGCCAAUGUAGCAAACAAUAAAGAAGGCAAAAGUGUACCUACCUUGCUGAAAGGUGAUAAU